AUGGAUUCGUCGAACAGCCAGCUCGAGUCGCUUUUCCCUCUUCCCUCGCAACCGCCUUCUCCCCUUUCGCCGACUCGCUUGCCUGGCGUCACACAUGGCUCUGGACUGGCGCUCUUGAAGACACUGAAAGAAAACCAUCGGCGAUGGCACAUCUUCUUCAAUAACUUGGGUUUUCAUAACCAUAUGUCACACCAUCUCCUUGCAAUAUACCAGCUUGGUGCGAGUGGGCCAUUGUUGGAGGCUGCAUAUCAGAGCCACGUCUCAAGCAUGCGGCCGGCAUUCGAAUCCCCCGGAAGCAUCACAGAGAAGAACUUUCAUGAACAUUUGGGUGAUGAAAAAUACUAUAACGCCUAUCUGAAGUUUUUCUCUUCUAUCUUAGUUGAAAGGGGUGCCGAAAAGACAAUUGAAGAGUACAUCUUCUCCGCCAAGAUGAACGUGUCCAUUCCCGCUGUCGGACACCCCUCUCUGGAAAUGUUGAGCCGGUUUCUUUCCGGGCUUUUCCAUCCAAUGAUCCAUACCGGAUAUGGCGCAGAGUUCGGGUUACUCGGGAUGGUUGCCGAAGGCCUUGCACAGACAGCCUUGCAAAAGCCCUUCGCAUCUGUGCUCAUUCCAUCUUCCCUUUCCCAGUAUGCGGUGGCGAGUUCAACCGGCACAGUUUCGACUUCGAUUUCCCGUCUUGUCAGCCUACUCCCAUCUCUUACGCUGAACAAUACAACAAGCGGCUCUAUGGCAGAGAAGGAGCAUGGUAUGCAUGCACUUACCGUUGUUGCUCAGAUUCUGCACAACGACGACUUUACCCCUGCCGCGAUCGGGAUUCCCUCGGAUGAUAAGGAUGAUAACAACAUCUUCCAGCGUGUUCUGGAGGCACGUGGAGAACGACUCAUGGCUCUCGCAAGCGCAUGGACUGUGAACGGAACGAAUCCUGAAGAAGUCGCAAGCAAGAUCGAAGAACUUAUCUGGGUGAAUGUCGUCCUUUACGCCGUCGGCGGGUGGGCUGGACGAAAGUCUAGCCCGACAGGACAAUUUAAAGGAGAUUUCUUCCUCCUACACCUAGUGACGUCCGUACUCUUCCUCCCCUCGCUGACGGCAUACCUCUCCCCGACGUCGACAUCGAUCCUACUUCGGACGUACUUUAAUAACUCUCUCGCGUGGUGGAUUGCUCGUGGUAGACCUGCGCUGCCAAUUCGCGAUUUUUAUGCCUCAGUUUCGGAGCGGCCCCAAGAGCACGGCGCACCAUAUGCCCGACCCGGGGAGGGCACGCUCACGCCUGCGGACCCAUCCCCGAACCCAUGGCUACCGAUCCUGCAGACGACGCUGGAGCAUCCGGACGAUCACCUGUGCAAGCUGCAGCGUGCGCUCGCUCACUUCGCAUCUCUGUACGGCAUACGGCCGGAAGGACAUUUCGGCCACUUGGCCAAAGUAUCAGGUGCAUCACUCGAUGGCGCCGAGCUGCUCGACGGCACGCUGUUCGUGCGCGCUGCUAGUUUAAGCGCGGAUAGGCUGGGGUGGAUGCGAGAGGGCGAGAAGAACAAGGGUUGGGACUUUGAUGGCUUCUUCUGA
Molecule: messenger RNA, 1560 nt
Organism: Fibroporia radiculosa
Lineage: Eukaryota; Fungi; Basidiomycota; Agaricomycetes; Polyporales; Fibroporiaceae
Exons: 5
Coding region: 1-1560 (519 amino acids)
Molecular function (GO): oxidoreductase activity
Source: RefSeq, a predicted model, not a curated record